Messenger RNA from Alosa sapidissima (American shad), 786 nucleotides. RefSeq names its product adiponectin, C1Q and collagen domain containing, a (gene adipoqa). The transcript is spliced from 2 exons. Bases 1 to 786 code for a protein of 261 amino acids. NCBI's taxonomy places the organism in Eukaryota, Metazoa, Chordata, Actinopteri, Clupeiformes, Clupeidae. The record is from RefSeq and is a predicted model, not a curated record. Gene Ontology annotation, molecular function: protein binding.
AUGAAGUUAGCCCCUGGAACGCCACAGUGCCUCUCCGUGCUUUGUCUGUGGGUGGCAGCUCAUCUAUCCAUCUCCCAGGAGGAGGAUGGGACUGAGGUCGCUGUGCCUGAUGCCAGGGAGGCCUGUGCCAGGUGGAUGGCAGGUGUGCCAGGCUCGCCUGGUCCAGAUGGAGUUGCUGGCAGAGAUGGCAAAGACGGGCAGCAGGGAGAGAAAGGGGACGCAGGAGAUCCAGGUGUGCCAGGUGCGAGCGGAGAGCCAGGUGAGUCGGGGGCGCAGGGGCCGGCAGGCCUGCGGGGUUUCCCGGGUCUACCUGGGCUGCCGGGUGACACCGGGGAGAGCUCUUUUGCCUACCGCUCAGCCUUCAGCGUGGCUCUGACGGAGCCGAGCACCUCCACCAACACCCCGCUCCACUUUGACAAGACAUUCUACAAUGAGCAACGUCAUUACGACGACCUCUCCGGAAAGUUCCGCUGCCGGAUCCCAGGCAUCUACUACUUCACCUACCACCUGACCGUCCAGGGCAGCGAGGCUCGCAUAGCGCUCUAUCGUAACAGCCGGCCACUGAGCCUCACGAAGGACCAGUUCCAGGGCGGUGACCUUGACCAGGCCUCUGGCACGACUGUCUUGAGCCUUCGGUCUGGAGACGAGGUCUGGUUGGAGCUGUACGGUUAUGGGGAGGCCGAGAGGGAUGCAGGGGUGUACAGUGACAUCUACACGGACUCCACAUUCUCCGGUUUCCUUCUGCACCCAGCAAUCGACACCAACCUGCCCCUUAACUCAAUGUAG